AUGUAUGUAAUCGAUGAUUCGACAAUUACUUGGGAAAUGAUAGAAGAAGAUAUGCAAAAAGAAUAUUCAAUUCAACUCAAAACAGGACCAAAACGAUUAGCGGAAAGGAUUGGAAAAGGAAAAGGUUUCCUUUCUCGAAUCUAUCGACUCGAUUUUGAUUGGGAAAUUGAGGGAAAUCUGUCAGCAAACGAUCGAAAACCACCCGAGAAAUGUGCCCUUAAAGUGUCAACAUUGGAUGUGAUCAAGGAGCUUUUUGACAAUGUUGGCAGUGGGCAGAAGAAACAUUUGGCUGAAUAUUAUGCGGCAUCGCUGAGCAACAAUGAACUCUUCUUCUACCAAAACAUCGCCAAACUCGGCUUCGACGAGUUGCGAAUUCCGAAAUACUACUGUGGACGAGAGUACAGCGAAGAAACGGGAAUCGGUUAUUUGGCUAUGGAAAUCAUGGAGGGCUCGAUUGUGCAACAUAUUUACGAAAAUCUUUCAGGGAAACAAAUUCUCGAGAUUCUUUACCAAAUGGCUUUACUAAAUGGAUCUUCUCUCUAUCACACCGAGCAACUCCAAAGCUUCAUCGACAGCAAAUUUUUCGAUCAAUUCCUCGAAGAUUUCAAUACAAAAGAUGUAAAUAUUGGAAGGUUUAAUACAUUGAAGGCCACAGAAAACUACGAAAGGAAUCCAUCGUUGCAUAGAGAAUUUCCCGAAGUACAAGGAAAAAUUGGAAAUUCUUUUGCCGGUAGCCGAAAUCUUCGUCAAUCCGAAAGUCUAUCGGGAACUUCGGAAGAGAAAUUG
Mesorhabditis belari is the source of this 786-nucleotide messenger RNA. NCBI's taxonomy places the organism in Eukaryota, Metazoa, Nematoda, Chromadorea, Rhabditida, Rhabditidae. The record is from the annotation of a GenBank genome assembly.